AUGUCCAUCUUUGCUGGAAACGUCACUUGCAGGCAAGUCACAUCCAACACUGACAGUCUUUCACUCGCACAAGCCGGGGCAAACAGCCUCGUUCCAGCAUGUACAAGAUCGACCGUCAUGGCAGAGGCAGAAGCUCUACUGAAAGAUCUGAACAACAUGACCGCUGUUAACAUUGCUGCAGACUACCACGAGAUUUGGGAGCGACGCUCUCACCGCAUUCAGUCUGUCGUCAGACCCUUGGGUUCACGAGCGACGUACGACGAGACAAAGGCUCUCAGGGAUGUUCAGCUCAAGCUGCUUGAGCACAAAACGCAGAUCGUCGCUUUGUGCAAGCUUGACGACAAUGAGGACGACGAUGGACUCUUUGUUGCAGAACCAAGAAUACCGGAGGCCAUCAAAGUCGCAUUCUUCGCAGCGGAACAGAACAAGUCUCGCCUGCACAGCCCUGCACGUUCAGCCCAAGGUACGUCUACAUCGAAAGGCAGCUCCCUACGAUCACACAGCUCGUCACCAAGGGCUGGUCAGACCGGCUCAGAAGUCGUGGCAAGGCUGCUCAAGCGGUACAACGAUCGCAAAGGCGAUCCAGCUAACAAGAGCGUGGUUGCCAUCUGCCGAGGUCACCCGGACGACAUUGCCUACGACAACCUUCUUGUUUGCCUCAGACGGAAGAACGCCCCUGAGCUGAUCGAACGGAUCAACUCAUGUAGACCUCUGCACGAGCAUCUUAACCUUGGUCAGGUGAAGCAUCGCUACGAUCUCGCGAUCGCAAGAGUUUCAUCUGACAGGGGGAUGUCCGCGGCGGAUCUGAAGGGAUUGAUCAGUCGUGUGAGGAUGGCUAGACGGUUACCGCCGAUCGAAGAUGCUUUCGUCAGUGAGGCGACUAUCAUGAGGCGGGAGAGGGAGAGAUCUGGUGCUCAUGUCAUGUAUCGUGGUGGAAUAGCAUACUCGCAGUCAUAUUCGAUCUCAGCGCUUUUGUCCACGCUGGCGGAGGUCCCACUCUCAUGCAUCCGGCCCACCCUUGAGCUCGACGGAUCAGACGAUGACUUGGCACAGAUCAGCAUGAGUGGUACAGAGACUUUGAUGCCGUUGGAUGAUGGUCCAGCAGACCAUCGUGUAUUGCGGCAUCGACACGCCACGGCCCACAAUAUGACCUCCGCCUACAAUCUCAUCCAGCGGAUGCUCGACCAUCUCCGUUUCGACAUGACUCCGGACGAGCUCGAGCCGUACAUUGCGCAGCUUGACCGCACGCCCCAAGAGGCCGAAUUCGACCGCCAAAUGCUUUCCGCCUUCGGCCCCGACCGGACACCAAAUGUGGACGCAAUGACCAAGCUUCGACGACGGCGUUCGGUGCGCCAAAUGAUGGAUCGAGAUCAAAUCAGUCACAGCAUACCUUGCCCAGGCUACGGUUAUGCGUACGCAAAGUAUCCGCAUCAAUCAUCAGCGCCUCCACCAGGAUGCCGAGAGACCUGCAAGAUGUGCUCACGCUCGUUCCUGUGUGGUCUGAAAAUGGUGAGCCGCUCUUACGUCGCUUGCUUGACGGACUCUGCAGCACAGGCGAAGCUGGACAGCCUGAUGAGUGGCACCUUGGCGAACCUCGCGGAAGUCCGCAUGAAGUUGAGUAAAUUCGGCAACACAAUUCUCCGAAGAUGGCAGAAGAUGUCACGUCCGCAGCGCGAAGUACUGUUGCUCAAGGCAAAGCCGAACAUGUACCGCCAGUCCGGUGGCUAUAUCCGUGAAGCAGACAAGAGUUGGGCUCACGACAUCCGGCAUCGCGACCUGUAUCUCCUCCCUUGGCUCAAUGUGGAAGUCUUGGCCAAAGAUGCUUCCCUGCUUCCGGCACUGAUGCACUAUCGCUCAUCCUUCAGCCCCUGCGAUUUCGCAGAGUUCGACCACCAACAGAUCGACUACAGCUUCAGGCUGGACAUGCUCGCACUGGAAUACAAUCCUCAUUGCGUGACGAUGCAGGGCCAGAAUUUCGGCAAGCUGGUCCACUGGGACACUGAUGCCUUUCACCGUGCCGAUAUGACCAGCUUUGCUCGAGCGCUGCUGACCUUCGACGCCCAACACACGCUGUCGACAUUCCUAGCCAACGCAAUCACUCUGAUGAUGAAUCAGAGCAGUGGUCUGUGGCAGGAGAGCGGCCAGUCCAAGCUUCACAACCUCGUGCAGAACAGCGUGCUCUCGUCGAGCAAAUUGAUCACUGUAACCACAUUUUCCGGCACCCCGUUCUCGGCACCGCCAUCAUUCGACAUUGACAGUAUCGUGGACGCACUCCUGGGUCGACUCCGAGCCGCCGAAGAUGACCUGUGGCUCUUGCAAACGGACGCUGUAGUGGCGCACGAUCACAUCUCUCGCAUGAAUGGGUCUUUGGUGGACACCUUGCCCGAGAAUGGCUCGACUGACACAAAUGAUGUGAAGCUUGUCCGGCGGAUGAUGCUUGCUGUCUCUAUGGUUGAAGAUUGGCAGUAUGUCCUUGACGAAGCCACGAUCUCGCAAGCCACGAUCUCCGCUGGACGUAGCGAUGUCAACUUGGGACAAGCGCUGCCGAAGGCAUACGCUGACGCUCUUGCGAUACUUGAAUGGGUUCUGCAGAAGCAUCUUGAGACUCUCGCUUCCAAUGUUGGACUUCUCAUGAUUUCCUCCGGCGCCUUCAACAAGUUUGUGAGCUGGGCAGAGUCGGACCAAUAUGUCAUCGGUGCAACCCACAAAGAGCUUCUGAAAGAUCCGGUCUUUUUCCAUUUGAUUCACAUUCGCACAUACCACGAGGACAAUUCGUUGCCCUUGUCUUUCCACAUUCAACAGUUGGGGGAACAUCUGGAGAAGGCAACCGCCAAGGACAGCGCUCGAAUCGACAGCUUACUUUGGAACAUCGUCGAGGAUGUAGCAGUGGUGUAUGAUGCGCUUACCGCCGUGAGGCUUCAUCGACCUCGCGCACCCAUCCCAGCCGGUAUGACGAGUCCACUAGAGAUGGUGAAGUCUUCAAGAGGUCCAAGUAGGCAAGACCAGCUCGUUGCUUAUGAGUGGGCCGAGAAAACUGGAUCGCAAGCGAUGAUCGACUUUGUGAAGCGCAACGUGCUUCAGAUGAAGAUCCACCUCACACACAUCGCCGGACCACCGGAGUCUCAUCCAUACAACGACCUUAAGGAUACCCUGAAGAAGUUCCUCAGCCUGCCGUGUCCUUCGGGGAAAUCGACGAUAGAGACGCUGAUCGCUUUGGAUCGUUCAAAUUAUGCUCUUCGCAUGUUCUGGAUCAAUGUCGAGGAAUGGAGAUUCAGUCAGUUCGAGACGAUGCCUAGCUCCGCCGAAGAGCUCGAGUAUUACCAGGGCCGUAUUUUCGAUGGACUGAUGCCAUCGACUGGGCACCCCUGGCCUCUUGAGAGGCGCCGUUUGCUGGACGAGAUUAUGAUCAAGGAAUGCGCGCACGCUCUACGUCAAGUCGACAAAGUCAGCCUUCCGGAAACUCCACCGCAGACGGUGUGGGGCGAGGGGAAAGCUUCGUCCGAACCUGUCGCAGCGCCCAAGAACAAGAUCAGAGUUCGCGAGAGUACGUACGGCCACUCCAACGAGGCCGCCGAGCCCGAGAUCGAAAUCGAGAAGAAAGCCCAGGUGUGCAUCAAAGUCGGACAGACGGCAAUGAUCGUCUUCACUCGCAUGUUUAAGCCUGCGCCCGAGCAGGUGGAGACCAGAUGGACCGACUUUGCAUCAGCCAUGGCAGAUGCCGGAUUCUCCAUUCUACCCGGCGGAGGUUCUGCCGUCUCAUUUCGCAAGGUCGCUACGCGGGAGACCAUCGUCUUUCAUCGGCCUCAUCCGAGCCCGAACAUCGCACCCAUUGUGCUGAGGAAAAUGGGGAAGAGAUUGACCAAGUGGUUUCAGUAUGGGCCGAAGACGUUUGUCGAGGAGAAAGGAGGAGAGUGA
Messenger RNA from Zymoseptoria tritici IPO323, 3915 nucleotides. RefSeq lists its product as uncharacterized. The transcript has 8 exons. Bases 1 to 3915 code for a protein of 1304 amino acids. The record is from RefSeq and is a predicted model, not a curated record. NCBI's taxonomy places the organism in Eukaryota, Fungi, Ascomycota, Dothideomycetes, Mycosphaerellales, Mycosphaerellaceae.